Molecule: messenger RNA, 2508 nt
Organism: Rotaria sp. Silwood2
Lineage: Eukaryota; Metazoa; Rotifera; Eurotatoria; Philodinida; Philodinidae
Source: the annotation of a GenBank genome assembly
AUGGCUGCAAGUAAUUCAUUAGAAACAAACAAAGAAGCAAAUUGGAUUAAUCGAUUAUUUUCAUCCGUAAAAGAAACAGCACAACGAUCUUCAGCUUCAACAAAUCGUUUAACUUCAAUAACAAAUCCUAGUUUCGAAUCAAUUGGUGAUAUAUUAAGAAUAAGACGAACACCAGAACAUCAUCCAAGACCACAACCAACUAGUAUUGAUGACUCAUUAGUUGAAAUCGCAGUUAAUGCUGGAUCGGAUACUUCAUCUUUAGCAGAUAAAUCAAAAGGAACAAUUGAUUUUUUUCAUACACCAUCUAGUACUAUGACUGCAUCCCCAGGAAGUCAUUAUGCUGAUUGGUCUUCAAUCGAUUGGUUAAGUGAUCAAGCACGAGAUCGUUUACGACAUCAAAUUAUAACUGAACAACGAAAAGAUUCUUUAUGGAAACGUUUUGUUGCUUUUCAUGAUGCUUUUUCUGGAUGGCUUUGUGUACUUCUAAUUGCUAUUAAUAUUGGUAUUAUUGCAGCUAUGGUUGAUAUUGGUGCUGUAUGGUUAACAAAUAUAAAAAUUGGAGUUUGCCUACCAGCUUUUUAUCUAUCACAAGAACACUGUUGUUGGACAGCAUCAAAUCAAACGUAUGAUGAUUAUCAACAUGUUCAUUGUGCAAAUUGGCAUGAAUGGUCAAAUCUUUUCCAUAUUACUAACAAUGCUGCAGCAAAAUAUGCUGUGAAUUAUAUUGCAUAUGUAUUUUUUGGUUGUUGUUUUGCGGCAACAUGUGCUAUACUUGUUAAAACAUUUGCUCCAUACGCAUGUGGUAGUGGUGUACCAGAAGUCAAAACUAUAUUGUCUGGUUUCAUCAUUCGUGGAUAUUUUGGUGCAUGGACACUGUUAAUUAAAAGUAUUGGCAUGGUAUUAGCUACUAGUGCAAAUUUAUUACUUGGAAAAGAGGGUCCAUUUGUUCAUUGCAGUUCUUGUUGUGGUAAUAUUUUUUCUCGACUUUUUCCAAAAUAUGGUCAAAAUGAAGCAAAAAAACGAGAAAUUCUUUCUGCUGCUGCAGCUGCUGGUGUUUCAGUAGCAUUCGGUGCACCAAUUGGUGGAGUUUUAUUUAGUUUAGAAGAAGUAUCCUAUUAUUUUCCAUUAAAAACUCUAUGGCGUUCAUUUUUUUGUGCAAUGGUUGCUUCUUUAAUGGUUAAAGUUUUAUCUCCAUUUGAAAAUCAACAUCUUGGUUUAUUUUAUGUUGGAAAUAAAUAUCGCUGGUUUUAUUUUGAAUUGGUGCCAUUUAUUUUACUUGGUGUUCUUGGUGGUUUAUUUGGAGCUUUAUUUAUUAAAUCAAAUAUUACCUGGUGUAAAAUAAGAAAAACAACACGUUUAGGACGUUAUCCAGUUAUUGAAGUAAUUGUUGUUGCUUUAGUUACACUAAUAGUUUCAUAUCCAAAUCCAUAUACACGUAUGCCAAUGUCAACAUUAAUUCGUCGUCUUAUUACAUCAUGUGAACCGGAUGAUGAAAGUUUAUUAUGUGAUUAUCAACGAAAUAGUACAUCAGCUUAUGAAAAAAAUGAGGAUGCAAAACCAUUGAGAGGUGUCUGGACAUCAAUCGGUUUACUUUGUUCAGCAUUAGUCACUCAAACAAUUCUAUUUAUUUUUACAUUUGGUAUUAAAGUUCCUUGUGGUCUAUUUAUUCCUUCAAUGACGCUUGGUGCUAUAACAGGUCGAAUUGUUGGUAUUCUAUUUGAAGCAUUGGUCUAUUAUUGGCCAGAUUUUUUUUUAUUUUCUAUUGAAUGCAGUACAGCAGAUGAACAAUGUAUUGCACCUGGUUUUUAUGCAGUUGUUGGUGCAUGUGCUUUUCUUGGUGGUGUUACACGAAUGACAGUAUCACUUGUUGUUAUUAUGGUUGAAUUAACAGGUGGUCUUUCAUAUUCUGUUCCAUUAAUGUGUGCAGCAUUAGUAGCAAAACUUGUUGGUGAUGCUUUAGUUGGUGAAGGCAUAUAUGAUGCACAUAUUAAAUUAAAUAAUUAUCCAUAUCUUGAUGUUAAAGCUGAAUUUAUUGAUCAAACAACAGCUGUUGAUGUACUUGAAUGUAAACAAGAAAAGAAUGAAUUAAUUAUGUUACCACGUGAUGGUUUAACAUUAAAUGAAUUAUCAACAAUUUUACGUACACAUAAAUAUAAUGGUUAUCCUGUUAUUGCUAGUCAAGACGAAACAUCAAUUAUUGGUUUUGUUUUACGUCGUGAUCUUCAAUUAAUUCUUCAACAACGAAUAUUAACAAAUGUUGAUUCAAAUAUGAAUACAUUGAUAUCAUUUUCACGUACAAUACAACAACAAUCGAAUGUAAUACAUCUUUAUCGUUUAUUAAAUCGUUCACCAACAACAAUAACAUUAGAUACACCAACAACAACAAUUAUAGAUUUAUGUAGGAAACUUGGUGCACAAACUAUAUUAAUAACCAAUGAUAAAGGAUAUUUAGUUGGUCUUUUGACCAAAAAAGAUAUUAUAACUUAUGUUAAACAAAAAAAAACUUGA